Molecule: messenger RNA, 1044 nt
Organism: Pyrenophora tritici-repentis Pt-1C-BFP
Lineage: Eukaryota; Fungi; Ascomycota; Dothideomycetes; Pleosporales; Pleosporaceae
Source: RefSeq, a predicted model, not a curated record
AUGCCACGCUACAGCCCAACGCCAGAAGUAUCCAAAGCGCAACUCUUACCCACCUGCCACUCGCCAUCCCGCGACACACGUAGUCACAAGAAGCACCAAGAAUCGCGUCGGCGCUCACGCUCUCCCCACGGCGACCGCGACAAUGACAACCACCGCUACAAGCGACGCCGCACUCGUUCACCUGUCGCAAAAACCGUCGCUCUCCCUUACAAGGCAAAACCGCUAACUAAGCGCGACUAUGAAGCGUACAAGCCAUUAUUCCAGUCGUACCUCGAUAUCCAAAAGCAGAUUCAGCUAGACGAGCUAGACGAGCGCGAAGCAAAAGGACGAUGGAAGAGCUUUGUCAGCCGAUGGAAUCGAGGCGACCUAGCCCGCAGCUGGUAUGAUCCCAGCAUGCUCAAGACAGCACAGGACACAGUAUCUUCGUACCGCACAACCACACGAGCAUCACCUGUCUACCUGUCCAAACAAGAAGAGACGACGACCGCCGCCAACGCCAACGCCGACGACAGCGAAGACGACGACUUCGGCCCAGCACCACCUCAACACCUCGCCCACCACUCCGGCCACGGUCCCACAAUCCCUAAAAUCGACGAUCUAACCCACCGCAACGAGCUCAUCGCCGACUCGGCCGCAGACGCCCAAUCCACCUCGCACAGCGCCCUACAACAAGCCCGCAAACAAGACCGCACGCUCCAAAAGGCGCGCCUAGAAGACCUCGUCCCGCGCGCCGACGCCGGUACCCGCGAACGCCAACUCGAGAAGAAGCGCGAAGUAAUCAGCACGCUACAGUCGUUCCGCGACGCCAAAGAAGCCGGGGAUGUGGAAGUAGCGGAAUCUGAUUUGAUGGGGGAUGACGGCGUGGAUUUGUACAAAAAGAAGAAGAAGGAGCAGGAGAGGCAGAAGAAUGAGAGGGAGAUACGCAGGGAGGAGAUUGCGAGGGCAAGAGAUGCGGAGAGGGAGGAGAGGUUGGCGGAGAGGAGGGAGAAGGAGGGGAAGACUAUGGAGUUUUUGAGACAGAUGGCUAGGGAGAGGUUUGGGUAG